Messenger RNA from Polyodon spathula (Mississippi paddlefish), 4097 nucleotides. RefSeq names its product kinesin-like protein KIF11. The record is from RefSeq and is a predicted model, not a curated record. Gene Ontology annotation, molecular function: plus-end-directed microtubule motor activity; microtubule binding; ATP binding. Bases 160 to 3357 code for a protein of 1065 amino acids. Gene Ontology annotation, biological process: microtubule-based movement; mitotic spindle assembly. The transcript has 23 exons. Lineage: Eukaryota; Metazoa; Chordata; Actinopteri; Acipenseriformes; Polyodontidae. Gene Ontology annotation, cellular component: nucleus; spindle microtubule.
AGAGAAUUCAAUGGUUCAGACACACUAGCAGGUACUGUAGAGCUAUUAUAAAAAUAUAUCAACACAAUUCAAUAUUUAUCGGGGUUUUAAUAGCCGGGGCAGAGAGGUGGCUGAAGAUACGCAUUCCAUAUAAGCUUCUACUGAGCGACAACAGCAGAAAUGUUUUCUCAAAAUCCAUCUGUUGGUAAAAAGGACGACAAGGGGAGGAAUAUUCAGGUUGUUGUAAGAUGCAGACCCUUCAACAAUGCAGAACGUAAAGCAUCUUCUUAUAGUGUUAUGGACUGUGACUCUGGAAGAAAAGAAAUUCUUGUACGUACAGGAGGUGUUGGAGAUAAAACGCUCAAGAAGACCUACACCUUUGAUAUGGUUUUUGGGCCUUCUGCAAAACAAAUUGAAGUGUACCGCAGUGUGGUGUUUCCCAUUUUGGAUGAAGUUAUCAUGGGAUACAACUGUACAGUAUUUGCAUAUGGGCAGACUGGAACUGGAAAAACAUUCACAAUGGAAGGUGAAAGGUCUCCCAAUGAAGAAUUUACAUGGGAAGAGGACCCUCUGGCUGGUAUCAUUCCUAGAACUCUGCAUCAGAUCUUUGAGAAGCUGACUAGCAAUGGAACAGAAUUCUCUGUCAAAGUGUCCUUGCUAGAGAUUUACAACGAGGAGCUUUUUGACUUGCUGAGCCCUUCGACUGACGUUAACGAGAGGCUACAAAUGUUUGAUGAUCCUCGUAAUAAGAGGGGUGUUAUUAUCAAAGGACUGGAAGAGAUUUCUGUACACAACAAGUAUGAGGUUUAUCAGAUUCUGGAACGUGGUGCGGCUAAGAGGAAGACUGCAUCAACCUUAAUGAAUGCUUACUCCAGCCGCUCGCACUCCGUCUUUGCAAUUACAAUUCACAUGAGGGAGACCACUGUUGAUGGAGAAGAACUUGUCAAAAUUGGCAAACUGAACUUGGUUGAUCUUGCCGGCAGUGAGAACAUUGGUCGCUCUGGAGCUGUGGACAAAAGGGCACGAGAAGCUGGUAAUAUCAACCAGUCACUCUUAACUCUGGGCAGAGUGAUCACAGCCCUUGUGGAGAGGACCCCUCACAUACCAUACAGAGAAUCCAAGCUCACUCGUAUCCUUCAGGACUCUCUUGGAGGUCGCACGAAGACGUCGAUCAUCGCCACUGUUUCCCCUGCCUCUGUCAAUCUGGAGGAAACCUUGAGCACACUGGAUUAUGCUAACCGGGCAAAGAACAUUAUGAACAAGCCUGAGGUAAACCAGAAACUCACCAAAAGGACACUCAUUAAGGAAUACACUGAGGAAAUUGAACGCCUUAAACGUGACCUUUCAGCAGCUAGAGAGAAAAACGGAGUGUAUAUUUCUUCUGAAAACUACGAUUUUAUGAACAGCAAAAUAGUAACCCAAGAUGUGCAGAUUUCUGAGUUCACAGAGAAGAUUGCAGCAGUGGAAGAAGAAAUGAAACGGGUUUCUGAGCUAUUUAUAGAUAGUCAAAAGGAGCUUGAGCAAUAUUCCUCAAAUCUGCAAGAAAAGGAAAAAGAACUUGAGAUGACUCAAAACAAUCUGCAGCACACCAAGCAGAAGCUGUCUGAGGAGGUGUUUGUCGUCUCAGCCUUGAAGACCACUGAAGAAGAGCUUUAUGGAGCUGCGGACCAGUUGUUAACCACAGUUGAUGUGAGCACCAAAGAUGUAUCUGGACUGCAUGCCAAAUUGGAUCGGAAAAAAGAAGUUGAACAACAUAAUGCCAAAAUGCAGGAGAGCUUUGCAGCUCAGAUGGACAGCCUGUUUAACCAAAUGCAGAAAUCUGUUGAACAGCAGAGCCUUAAGCAUCAGGGCAUGCUUGAGUUCUACACCACUUCGGUUGGUGAUCUUUUAAAUGCCAAUGCAACAGCCUUCAGUGGUACACUAUCCACUGUUGCCAAGUCUUUUACAAGCCUCAAAGAGAUCGUCAACACUGAAGUGGCAAAAAGUCUGGACACAAUGCUGAAGCAGGAGUCACUGUGUGAAGAAGCAAAGAGCAGUCUUCAGAAGUGCAUGGAAGAGCAUAAGGCUGAAAUGGAGGAAAUGCUUCUAGCAAGGCUUCUGCCUGGAAUUAAUUCUGUACUGCAGCUGAACAACCAUCUGAAACUAACUUUGCAGAGUCAUUCAGCAUUGGCAGAAAAGGUGGAGACCAUGAAACAGGAGAUGAGCACGUUCUUCAGUGAACACGGACAGGCUCUCACUAAAGUGCGUGAAGACACUGCCACAAUGCUGACCUCUCUCCAGGCAGACCAUGAUGCUUUGAAGCAAGAGGUCAACAAAGCAAACGACAAGCACACAGAGGGCAUGUCCCAAGUGAUUUCAUGUCUACAAAAUCAGUUGAAUCUUUUGGCUGUGGAGACUCAGCAGAAUUUUAAAAGUGUGUUGAAUAAGACUGAAGGACUGCAAGCUUCAACGGGUUCUUACCAGCAAACCAUGGAGCAGCAUUGUAUAAGCACAGUGGAGAGUGUUAAUUCUCAGCAAAACAAGUUUGAGUCCUCGUCAGAUAACUUGAUUAAAGAGAUCCGGCAAGCAUCCAGUGAGGGGGUGAAAGUCAUAGAGGAGUCCACUGGAUACUGCACACACUUGAGUACUGCUGUUGCAAGCCUGAACGAAGAAACUGAGAAAUGGUGCAGCUGCACAAACUCCAACAUUGUGUCCUUUGCAGACAGGCAGCUUUCCUUCCUGAAUGGGAACAGAUCUUUAGUUCAGAAUUUACAGCAGGAUGUGGUCAGGAGUUGCGACUCCCUAUCUACCGAGGUGACUGAUCAGAUAAGAAGGCAGCAAGGCUCUGCAGAGAGUGCACUGAGUGCCCUUGUGGAACAGGUUGGGAGUGAUAAGGAGAUGCUUAUGGAUCACAAGAUUGAGCUUGGGGACCAGGCACAGGAAGGCUUGCAAAAGGUUUUAAGAUUUCUGCAGGAGGAGCUCAAGCAGGAUGUUCCAACAGGCACCACUCCACAGCGCAAAGAAUUCUACUACCCAAGGACCUUUUCUAAAACCAGACCACGGGAUGUGCUGCUUGAGCAAUUCAGACAAGAGCAACAGGAGCUGCAGGCUGCUUUUAAUACGUUUGAGCCUGUCCAGGAAGAGCAAGUUGAUCAGGACUCCUUGGAAGAUGAUGCAGUAAAUGGUUCCAAUGAAAGCAUGUUGAGUGAAAAGUCCUGUGUUGAUGAUGGUAUAAUGUGCUAUGAGAAUGGAAGAGCCCCUUUCUUCAAGCGCAAGAAGAAUCAGAAAAAAGAAAAGGAAAACCAAGCAUCUACCAGCUUGCUUGAUAAAUCAAAAACAUCAGAGCCAAUGGAGCACUCCAUGACCAGGUCUAAAUUACCCCUCCGGUUGCAGAACUAAAGGAGCAAGCUUUUUUUUUUUAUUAUUAUUCAUUAUUCCAGAAGAUUGUCUCUUUCUUUUUUCUGUUUUGUAUUUUAUACUUUUCUUCUACAUGUGUUUUUAGUCUUCUGUCAUCCUGCUUGAAACUAAUAUACUUUACUUUAAAAUCUAGAUGUUGUGCAUUUAAUUGUAAAACUGGAAUUAAAUGAAAUGUGUUUGUAAAGUACUGUACUUUUUAAAAAUAAAAUUGAAGACUUUUCAAAAAGAUAGAUCUGGUUAUUUACAUAGCUGCCCAGGACCAAUUUGGGGUGCUUUUUUCCCUUAUUUUUAGCUUUAGUUAACUGUUUUGGUCAUUUAUGAGCAAAACAAUUCAUGAAAAACUGUAUUGCUUACUCUAAAACUUGUACUUGGUUGGUUAAAAACAAAUGUGGGAGUCUCCUUUUAUAUAAUAUGCAUUGUAUAUAACGGUAUUUUACAUGUAAUGUUUUUGUUUCUUUUUCCACCUCCUUUAUGUAUAUUAAUGGCUAAAGGUUACACCUGUUUUAUAGUGAGACUUAUAAUGUUAAGGUCAAACACCCUGGUUUCUGUUGUGUUGUAGAACCUGUUAGUUGGAAAUUAAUUAAACACAUUUUCUGUUGUAUUCUCGCUGUGCAAUAAAUAUAUUUAAUAAUGUUUGCAGUACAGAGAGGAGACCUGCACUGAACUUAAAAUAAUGAAACCUUUUGUUUACCCUUUUACCCGAGCCACAAAAUAAAAUAUAU